CACCUUCCCGAUUCCCAAUACUUUUCCUACCUGCUCUGCUCCACCUUUCCCUCCCUCCUCAUUUUGCUACUUUUUCCUCAAAAACCCAGCAGCAGCAGUAGCAGCAGCAGCAGCUCCGUCUUAUAUUUUUCAGUUAUGCUAAAGUAAAGUAAAGUAAAGUAUACGAUCGAAAAGAACUCACUCAUUAUUGUUCUCUGAAAAUGGAUCUGGUUUAGACAUUCAACUCUUGUUCACAGCUUUCUUUCUACUAUUAUCAAUGGCUUCCAAAGGCCAAGCAUGGUUCUGCACCACUGGGUUACCAAGCGAUGUCGUUGUCGAAGUCGAAAACAUGGCCUUUCAUCUCCACAAGUUCCCUCUGAUGUCGAAAAGCAACAAGCUUCACGAGCUCAUAACAGAGCAAGAGACAAACCCUACUAGACUCCAAAAACGACAAGAUGGUGAUGAGCGAGAGAUCGAAGAAGAAGAGGAGGAAGAAGAAGAAGAUAUCUACUGUCACAUUUCUCUUCCAGAAUUCCCGGGUGGUUCAGAGGCGUUCGAGACCGCAGCCAAGUUCUGUUACGGAGUCAAGAUUGGCCUCUCGUCUUCAAACGUCGCUCCUCUCCGUUGCGCCGGAGAGGUUCUGGAGAUGACCGAAGAGUACUCUGAAGACAAUCUCAUUUCCAAAACAGAGAGAUUUCUCUCCCAAUCCGUCUUCAAAAGCAUCAAGGACUCCAUCAAAACCCUAAAGUCAUGCGAAAAAUUGAUGCCUAUGGCGGAGACUCUCGGCAUUGUUCAGAGAUGCAUCGACUCCAUCGCCGCUAGGGCUUUCUCCACAGAUCCGUCUUUGUUCGGAUGGCCGGUGAAUGAAAAUCCCGCCGGAAAUGGAGGCCGGAAAACCACCGGCAGAGCUACCGGAGCAGACUCUUGGUUCGACGAACUAGCACAUCUCGGUCUAAUUCUAUUCAAACGCUUGAUUUUUGCCAUGAAAGCUCGAGAUCUGAGUCCAGAUAUCAUCGAGAACUGUCUCAUUUGCUACGCGAAGAGAUACAUUCCAGGCAUUUUACGUUCAAAGCGAAAGCCAUCGUCAUCAUCAAUUCCUUCGGAGAACGAACAGAGAGAGCUGUUGGAGACUAUAAUCGAAAAUCUACCUGUGGAAAAGAGUUCGAGAUCUUCAACAACUACGAGGUUUUUAUUCGGAUUGUUGAGGACAGCGAACAUAUUGAAAGCUUCCGAUGCUUGUAGAGUCGCUUUGGAGAGAAAGAUUGGAUCACAGCUUGAACAAGCUACGCUAGACGAUCUUUUGAUACCGAGCUAUUCGUAUCUGAACGAGACGCUAUAUGAUGUUCAUUGUGUUGAGAGGAUCUUAGGUUACUUUCUGGAUGGUUCGGAGGAGAGAUUUGCAGCGAGAAUCGAAGGUGAAGAAGAGUAUAGUGGAGUUAGAAUGGCGGAUCUGAUGUCAGUUGGAAAAUUGAUUGACGGUUAUCUCGGGGAGAUUGCUUCGGAUGCUAAUUUGAAGCCAGAAGAGUUCUACCAACUCGCUGUUGCUCUACCUCAACAUGCCAGGAUCUUCGAUGAUGGUCUCUACAGAGCCGUCGAUGUCUACCUCAAGUCACAUCCGUGGUUAACGGAGGACGAUCGGGAGAAGAUUUGUGGCGUGAUGGACUGCCAGAAACUGACAUUGGAGGCCUGCACUCACGCGGCGCAGAACGAGCGCCUCCCGCUGCGCGCGGUGGUUCAGGUGCUGUUCUUCGAGCAGCUACAGCUCCGCCAGGCCAUCGCCGGAAAUCUCGUCGCCACCGACGCAGCCUCGGUGGAUCUCCCCAGGCAGUCGAACGUGCAGCAGGAGGAGGAAGAACAAGUAGGAGACGAAGGCUCGAACGCUGCGGCGACGAUUGCGGCUCCGCAAGCGGAAGAUAGCACCACCACCGCCGUGUGGAGGGCGGCGGUGAGGGAAAAUCAGGUGCUGAAACUAGACAUGGAUAGCAUGAGGUCGCGGGUGCACGAGCUGGAGCGGGAGUGUUCGUCGAUGAAGAAGGCGAUUGAUAAGUUGGGCCCACCCGCAGGCUGGAAGAGGUCGCUCACGAAGAAGUUUGGCUGCAAGUUCCAUACGCAAGUGUGUGAUUCGCAUGAGCGAACCGUUGUGGAGCCUAGACAAGGGCGAAACCAAUAGACCAUUAUUAUAUUCGAUUUCACUCUGUUUUUUUUUUCUUUUUUCUUUCUUUUAAAUGUAUUUAUUAUUUUAGAUCAUUUUGAUUUUAUGAAUAGGAUUAUAAUUUUUUAUUUUGUGAUUA
Molecule: messenger RNA, 2270 nt
Organism: Camellia sinensis
Lineage: Eukaryota; Viridiplantae; Streptophyta; Magnoliopsida; Ericales; Theaceae
Product: BTB/POZ domain-containing protein At5g66560
Molecular function (GO): protein binding
Source: RefSeq, a predicted model, not a curated record